Zonotrichia leucophrys gambelii is the source of this 4831-nucleotide messenger RNA. It is a transcript of the gene IPO8, whose product is annotated as importin 8. Gene Ontology annotation, cellular component: cytosol; nuclear envelope. The record is from RefSeq and is a predicted model, not a curated record. The transcript is spliced from 26 exons. Lineage: Eukaryota; Metazoa; Chordata; Aves; Passeriformes; Passerellidae. The coding region runs from base 181 to 3252 and encodes 1023 amino acids. Gene Ontology annotation, biological process: protein import into nucleus. Gene Ontology annotation, molecular function: small GTPase binding.
GCAGCGCCCGUUUCCCGAUCUCCAGCUGUCGCAAACCGGUGAAUGGCUGUGGAGAGGGGCCGGGGGGGGUGGGGGACGCGGGCCCGCGCUGGUGGCACGGGGGGGCGGCGGCGCUAGCGGCGGCUCCUGCGCGUCCUGCUGCCCCGGGAAAGCGCUGCCUGCCGGCGGCCGAAGGCCAAGAUGGAUCCCAACAGGAUCAUCCAGGCGCUGAAGGGCACCAUAGACCCCAAGCUGCGCGUCGCCGCCGAGAACGAGCUCAACCAGUCCUACAAGAUCAUCAACUUUGCUCCAAGCCUGCUGCAAAUCAUUGUGUCUGACCAGGUUGAAUUUCCAGUGCGUCAAGCAGCUGCCAUUUACCUGAAGAACAUGGUGACCCAGUACUGGCCAGACCGUGAGCCACCCCCUGGAGAAGCCGUUUUCCCAUUCAACAUCCACGAGAACGAUCGGCAGCAGAUUCGGGAUAACAUUGUGGAGGGAAUCAUUCGUUCUCCUGACUUAGUCAGAGCCCAGCUGACAAUGUGCCUCCGUGCUAUCAUUAAACAUGACUUCCCUGGCCACUGGACAGCUGUGGUAGACAAGAUAGGAUAUUACCUGCAGUCUCCAAACAGUGGCAGCUGGCUUGGGAGCCUCCUGUGCCUCUAUCAGCUGGUGAAGACUUAUGAGUACAAAAAGGCAGAGGAACGAGAUCCCCUCAUAGCAGCCAUGCAAAUAUUUUUGCCUCGGAUUCAGCAGCAGAUGAUCCAGCUUCUGCCUGAUAACUCCCAUUACUCUGUACUGCUUCAGAAACAAAUCUUAAAAAUCUUCUAUGCUCUUGUUCAGUAUGCAUUGCCCCUCCAGUUGGUGAAUAACCAGACUAUGACUCAGUGGAUGGAGAUCUUUCGGACCAUCAUUGAUAGAAAUGUACCACUGGAGACUUUGCAAAUUGAUGAAGAUGACAGACCAGAGCUGGUGUGGUGGAAAUGCAAGAAGUGGGCAUUGCAUAUUGUAGCUCGUCUCUUUGAAAGAUAUGGAAGUCCUGGAAAUGUAACUAAAGAAUACUUUGAAUUCUCAGACUUCUUUUUAAAAACCUAUGCUGUGGGCAUACAACAGGUUCUCUUAAGAAUCUUAGACCAGUACAGGCAAAAAGACUAUGUUGCACCACGUGUUCUUCAGCAAACUUUGAAUUAUCUGAACCAAGGGGUGAUUCACUCUAUCACAUGGAAGCAAAUGAAGCCACACAUACAGACCAUAACAGAGGAGGUGAUAUUCUCUCUAAUGUGCUACAAGGAUGAGGAUGAGGAGCUCUGGCAAGAGGAUCCAUAUGAAUAUAUCCGCAUGAAAUUUGAUGUAUUUGAGGACUAUGCAUCCACAACAACAGCAGCACAGAAUCUCCUUUACACUGCUGCAAAGAAGAGAAAAGAGGUAUUACCAAAAAUGAUGGCAUAUUGCUACCAGAUUUUGACAGAGCCAAACAUUGAUCCAAGGAAAAAAGAUGGAGCUUUGCAUGUUAUAGGAUCCCUAGCAGAUAUUUUGCUGAAGAAGAGUGUCUUCAAGGAUCAAAUGGAGCUGAUGCUACAGAAUCAUGUGUUUCCCUUGUUCAUGUCUAACCUGGGAUACCUCAGAGCUCGAUCCUGUUGGGUACUUCAUUCCUUCAGUGCUUUGAAAUUUCACAAUGAGCUAAACUUGAGGAAUGCAGUAGAGCUGACAAAGAAGAGCCUGAUUGAUGAUAAGGAGAUGCCUGUCAAAGUAGAAGCAGCCAUAGCCCUUCAGACCUUAAUAAGCAACCAAGAGCAAGCCAAGGAAUAUGUGAAGCCUUAUGUGAGGCCAGUGAUGCAUGAGCUCCUGCACAUUGUGAGGGAGACAGAGAACGAUGAUCUCACCAAUGUAAUCCAGAAGAUGAUCUAUGAGUACAGCCAGGAAGUGGCCACUAUUGCUGUGGACAUGACCCAGCACCUGGCUGAAAUAUUUGGUAAAGUACUUCAGAGUGAGGAAUAUGAGGAAGUAGAGGACAAAACGGUUAUGGCCAUGGGCAUCUUGCACACAAUUGACACAAUCCUGACAGUUGUGGAAGAUCAUAAGGAGAUCACUCAACAGCUCGAGAGCAUUUGUUUACAGAUCAUUGGCCUUGUUUUGCAGAAACACGUGAUAGAGUUUUAUGAAGAAAUUCUGUCCUUGGCCUUCAGCUUAACAUGCCAGAUGAUUUCACCUCAGAUGUGGCAGCUUUUAGGUGUUCUGUAUGAGGUUUUCCAGCAGGACUGCUUUGAAUACUUUGCAGAUAUGAUGCCUCUCUUGCAUAAUUAUGUGACCAUUGACACUGAUACUUUACUGUCUAACCCAAAGCAUUUAGAAAUCAUUUACUCUAUGUGUAAAAAGGUACUGACAGGAGAUGCAGGAGAAGAUGCAGAGUGCCAUGCAGCCAAACUCCUGGAAGUGAUUGUUCUUCAGUGCAAAGGACGGGGUAUUGACCAGUGCAUUCCCCUGUUUGUGGAGGCUGUUCUGGAGCGCCUGACUCGCGGAGUUAAAACGAGCGAGCUCCGUACCAUGUGUCUUCAAGUCGCCAUAGCUGCGCUCUACUACAAUCCUGACCUACUUUUGCACACCUUGGAGAACAUCAGAUUUCCACACAAUCCUGAGCCCAUCACUGCACAGUUCAUAAACCAGUGGAUGAAUGACACAGACUGUUUUUUUGGACUCCAUGACAGAAAGAUGUGUAUAAUAGGACUGAGCAUCCUAAUGGAAUUGCAGAACCGACCACCUGCAGUGGAUGCUGUGGCUGCCCAGAUUGUUCCUUCAAUCCUCCUCCUCUUCUUGGGCUUAAAACAAGUGUGCGCCUCCCGAGAGCUCACAGAACACGAGGAUCAUGCUAAAGAUGAAAAACACUUUGCAGAAGAUAAUGAAGAGAUACCGAGCGAUGAGGAUGAGACAAACGAAGUGAGCCAGGCAAUGCAAGAGAACCAUGGUGGAGGAGGAGGUGGCAGUGCUGGAGGUGGAGAGGAAGAGGAUGAAGACGAUGAUGAUGAUGAUGACUGGGAUGAAGAUGCAUUGGAGGAGACUGCUCUUGAAGGGUUCAGCACGCCUCUUGACCUUGAAAAUGGUGUUGAUGAAUACCAGUUUUUUACACAAGCACUUCUGACGGUGCAGAGCCGGGAUGCAGCCUGGUACCACUCCCUGACUGCACCUUUGAGUGAGGAUCAGAAGAAACAGCUGCAGGAGAUCUACACAUUAGCAGAGCACCGGAGAACUGCUGCAGGAAGCGUGAGCAGGAUAUCAUGAUUACAUUAUUCCUUGCCUGGAAGUGUGUGUUAUUCAGAAGACUAAGACAAUAGAACAACAAAGUGGCUACACAUUUGACAACAAAGGACUGAUCACAGCAUUUAAUUUUGCUGGAAAUACUCCCGGUGGCAACUGAAGGAUUGGCUACAAAGGUCAAUGGGAAGGGUCUCAUCAUUACAUUUUCUUGAAAUCAUCGUGACUUCUGAGUGAUAGGGGAGGGUAAUUUAAUGCUGCUGAAGGUUUUCUGGGAAAUAGCAGUGUGCUUCCCCCACCAGAAUGCUCUUUCUAACCAGCUACUGUAAUGUACAAAUUCUUGUGGUGUUUUUAUAAUUUGAUGGACUGAAAGGAAAUGUUCAUCCUCAAGGAACCUGGAUGACCGGGAGGGGCCAGGCUGCAUCUAAUUGAGUUGCACUUCUCAGGUUUUUGCUGUGCAGAAUUGAUAGAUUCAUAUGGAUAACAGUGCCUUCUGUUGUACAUGGAUUGCCUGAACAAAUGGAUUUUGGAGUGCAUUAUAAUUUUUUAAGUGUAAGGACAUUUCUUGAUACACUGUAAGCCUUGGUUCCAUGUUUUUCAAUCACCUGCUUUUUACUGCUCGGUUUAAUUGUUUGUUGGUUGCAUACAAAUUGCUGGAUUCACAAUAUUAGCACACCUUCCCUAUUUGGUGCAGACCAAAUAUGUAGAGGGAGGUGCCUGUUGGAGUUGCAGAGCAAACACUGGUUAUGUCAAAGAGUCUUAACAAAAUGGCAGAUUUUCCCUUGAUGCAGUAGUCUUAAAUUAUUUCUCUUAGCCAUGAAUUCAAUUUGCUUGAGUUACAGUGGCUUGCCUGGCAGGUGCCUACCCUAAAUCUACAUCAAUAUUAGCUCCUGCCUGGACAAAUGGUGUGGCCCUCUCAUGUAGAUGUUCUACAUGACAGCUUAUUUUUGCUAUUAUUGAUGAAUAUUGGAUUAUACAUGGGAUAAUCUCUUCUGGUUUUUUUCAUUCAUUACCAUUCCAGUGGUAGUACUAAAUAAUGUGGUACAAAAUAUUUGCAAUAUUUUAUUUAUUUUGAUAGAAGAAGAACAGCUUCAAACUUACUUCUUACUGUUACAUUCUGUGAUUGUAUUUCUGGUCUGCAUUGCAGUUGGUUAUUCUUAUUCCAUGCUAAAAUUUCUUCUGACAGAUUUUUUUCCUGAAUUUUGAAGACUGGUUUCACCACUGGAGGUUUAGAUUAGGUAUUAGGAAAAUUUUCCUCAUGGGAAGAGUGGUCACACAUUGGGGCAGGUUGCCCAGGGAAGUGGGAAGAAUCAACAUCCCUGGAAGUGUUUAAGCAACACAUAGAUGUGGCACUUAGGGGCAGGGUUUUGCAGUGAACAUGGAGUUAACAGUUGUACUUGAUGACCUUAGAGGUCUUUUCCAACCUAAAGAGUUCCAUAGGACAAGGUGUUUGUGGAGAAGUUCAUUUAGAGAGGAAGUGAUAGCAGUACUAAUUUGAAUAGGUACCCCUCCUUUAGCUCUACUGGGAUCACAGUGGUGUAGCAAAAAGCAAUAGGGGUGCUUUAGAAUGUGAACUUUGGAUUGGAGAUAAAAUGUUUAGACCAGA